AUGAGGAGAGAGCCAGAAUCAGUUUGCCCAGAAGGAAGAAGAGGCUCCGGCGUCCCCGAGGCUGGGAGCAGAAGAGAACUGUGGGAAGGAAGAGUGCAGAAGGGCCUGGGAGAGGAUUUUCUCCCUUCAGAUGUGCAGCGCCAGCAAUUCAGGCACUUCCGCUACCAGGAGGCCGAAGGGCCCCGAGAGGUGCAGGAAAAGAUCACACAGGAGCAUGACAACAGAGCAGCUUUUCCCGGCGGGGCCUUGACAGAAGUGAUCUGUUCUUUGCCAUCUCCUUGCGGAAGACAGAAGGCGGUUUGCGUGUGGCCAGAUCGGGCUCCGGUGACCUUCGAGGAGGUGUCCGUGCAUUUCACGGAGGAGGAAUGGGCUCUGCUGGGUCCGGACCAAAGACUCCUUCACGAGGAAGUAACGGAGGCCAAUCGUCAGGCUGUGGCCUCUCUGGAUACUAUUACUCAAUGGAGGAUACAUAGCAAAAAGAAAAUAUAUCAGUUCCUGGAGAGUGGGAAAAGCUUGAGUCACAGUGGAAAACGUACAGUCCAUCAAAAGAUUCACACAGGGGAGAAACCUUACAAAUGCCUGGAGUGUGGGAAAAGCUUCAGUCAGAGUGGAAACCUUAAUUCCCAUCGAAGAAUCCACAUCGGUGAGAAACCAUAUAAAUGCCUGGAGUGUGGCAAAAGCUUCAGUCGGAGAGGAAAUCUUAAUUCCCAUAGAAGAAUCCACAUCGGUGAGAAACCAUAUAAAUGCCUGGAGUGUGGAAAAAGCUUCAGUCAGAGUGGAAACCUUAAUUCCCAUCGAAGAAUCCAUACAGGUGAGAAAUCAUAUAAAUGCCUGGAGUGUGGGAAAAGUUUCAGUCGAAGUAAUACCCUUACUUCCCAUAGAAGAAUUCACAUAGAGGAGAAGCCACAUAAAUGCCUAUAUUGUGGGAAAAGUUUCAGUCAAAGUAAUAGGCUUACUUCCUAUAGAAGCAUUCACACUGGGGAGAAACCAUACAAAUGCCUAGAGUGUGGGAAAAGUUUCAGUCGAAGUGAUAAGCUUACUUCCCAUCAAAGAACUCACACAGGGGAGAAACCAUACAAAUGCCUAGAGUGUGGGAAAAGCUUCAGUGAGAGUGGACACCUUUCUUCCCACCAAAAGAUUCACACAGGGGAGAAACCAUAUAAAUGCCUGGAGUGUGGGAAAAGUUUCUGUCGGAGUGGAAACCUUAAUUCCCAUAGAAGAAUCCACAUCGGUGAGAAACCAUACAAAUGCCUAGAGUGUGGGAAAAGUUUCAGUCGAAAUGAUAAGCUUACUUCCCAUCAAAGAAGUCACACAGGGGAGAAACCAUACAAAUGCCUAGAGUGUGGGAAAAGCUUCAGUGAGAGUGGACACCUUUCUUCCCACCAAAAGAUUCACACAGGGGAGAAACCAUAUAAAUGCCUGGAGUGUGGAAAAAGCUUCAGUUGGAGAGGAAAUCUUAAUUCCCAUAGAAGAAUCCACAUCGGUGAGAAACCAUAUAAAUGCCUGGAGUGUGGAAAAAGCUUCAGUCGAAAGAGCAAUUUAUCUGCCCAUCAAAAGAUUCACACAGGGGAGAAACCUUACAAAUGCCUGGAGUGUGGCAAAAGCUUCAGUCAGAGAGGAAAUCUUAAUUCCCAUAGAAGAAUCCACAUAGGUGAGAAACCAUAUAAAUGCCUGGAGUGUGGAAAAAGCUUCAGUCAGAAUGGAAACCUUAAUUCCCAUAGAAGAAUUCACACAGAGGAGAAGCCACAUAAAUGCCUAGAUUGUGGGAAAAGUUUCAGUCGAAAUGAUAAGCUUACUUCGCAUCAAAGAAGUCACACAGGGGAGAAACCAUACAAAUGCCUAGAGUGUGGGAAAAGUUUCAGUCGAAGUGAUAAGCUUACUUCCCAUCAAAGAAGUCACACAGGGGAGAAACCAUAUAAAUGCCUGGAGUGUGGGAAAACCUUCCGUCAGAGUGGAAACCUUAAUUCCCAUAGAAGAAUCCACAUAGGUGAGAAACCAUACAAAUGCCUGGAGUGUGGGAAAAGUUUCAGUCGAAGUGAUAAGCUUACUUCCCAUCAAAGAAGUCACACAGGAGAGAAACCAUACAAAUGCCUAGAGUGUGGGAAAAGCUUCAGUGAGAGUGGACAACUUUCUUCCCACCAAAAGAUUCACACAGGGGAGAAACCAUAUAAAUGCCUGGAGUGUGGCAAAAGCUUCAGUCAUAGAGGAAAUCUUAAUUCCCAUAGAAGAAUCCACAUCGGUGAGAAACCAUAUAAAUGCCUGGAGUGUGGAAAAAGCUUCAGUCAGAGUGGAAACCUUAAUUCCCAUCGAAGAAUCCAUACAGGGCAGAAACCAUAUAAAUGCCUGGAGUGUGGCAAAAGCUUCAGUCAGAGAGGAAAUCUUAAUUCCCAUAGAAGAAUCCACAUCGGUGAGAAACCAUAUAAAUGCCUGGAGUGUGGAAAAAGCUUCAGUCAGAGUGGAAACCUUAAUUCCCAUCGAAGAAUCCAUACAGGUGAGAAAUCAUAUAAAUGCCUGGAGUGUGGGAAAAGUUUCAGUCGAAGUGAUAGCCUUACUUCCCAUCAAAGAAGUCACACAGGAGAGAAACCAUACAAAUGCCUAGAGUGUGGGAAAAGCUUCAGUGAGAGUGGACACCUUUCUUCCCACCAAAAGAUUCACACAGGGGAGAAACCAUAUAAAUGCCUGGAGUGUGGGAAAAGCUUCCGUCAGAGUGGAAACCUUAAUUCCCAUAGAAGAAUCCACAUAGGUGAGAAACCAUACAAAUGCCUGGAGUGUGGGAAAAGUUUCAGUCGAAGUGAUAAGCUUACUUCCCAUCAAAGAAGUCACACAGGAGAG
Eublepharis macularius is the source of this 2832-nucleotide messenger RNA. Its product is annotated as zinc finger protein 665-like. NCBI's taxonomy places the organism in Eukaryota, Metazoa, Chordata, Lepidosauria, Squamata, Eublepharidae. The record is from RefSeq and is a predicted model, not a curated record. Gene Ontology annotation, molecular function: RNA polymerase II cis-regulatory region sequence-specific DNA binding; DNA-binding transcription factor activity, RNA polymerase II-specific. The transcript is spliced from 8 exons. Gene Ontology annotation, biological process: regulation of transcription by RNA polymerase II. The annotation marks the transcript as partial.